AUGGCCACGCCUCAAGCUCCAGACAACUCCCGAACAACCCCUCCAGAUGGAACAGGGGUGAUCCAGUCAGAUCCAUGGCUGGAACCGUUUCGUGAUGCGCUGAAGCGUAGAUUCAGCUUCGUCGAGGGCUGGAUCAACACGAUCCGCGAAACAGAAGGUGGUCUUGAGAAGUUUAGCAGGGGAUAUGAGACCUUCGGAAUCAAUGUCCAAGACAAUGGCGAUAUCACAUAUCGGGAAUGGGCCCCUAAUGCAGUUGAAGCAAGCCUUGUUGGAGAGUUUAAUAACUGGGAUGCCACAGCGACACCAAUGAAGAAGAACGAUUUCGGUGUUUGGGACGUUACUCUACCGGCGAAGAACGGUGCUCCAGCAAUUCCCCACAACAGCAAAAUCAAGGUUACAAUGCUUCUUCCUAGCGGCGAACGUAUCUUUCGGAUCCCUGCAUGGAUCAAGCGAGUGGUACAGGACUUGGAUGUAUCGCCAGUCUAUGAGGCUGUAUUUUGGAACCCACCGGCAUCCGAAAAGUAUAAAAUACAGCACCCACGGCCAAAGAAGCCUGAGAGCCUGCGGAUCUAUGAGGCUCACGUUGGGAUCUCCUCUCCGGAGACUCGAGUCGCAACAUACAAGGAGUUUACCAAGAACAUGCUUCCCCGGAUUAAGUAUCUAGGAUACAAUGCCAUUCAGCUGAUGGCCAUUAUGGAACAUGCCUACUAUGCCAGCUUUGGCUAUCAGGUAAACAAUUUUUUUGCUGCCAGUAGCCGUUAUGGCACUCCGGAAGACCUCAAGGAGCUCAUUGACACUGCCCACGGCAUGGGUCUGGUGGUCCUACUUGACGUUGUACACAGCCAUGCCUCCAAGAACGUCGAUGAUGGCCUGAAUAUGUUUGAUGGGACUGAUCAUCUAUACUUCCACGGGGGAAGCAAAGGAAAUCACAGCCUUUGGGACAGUCGCCUAUUUAACUACGGGCACCAUGAGGUGUUGCGAUUCCUCCUAAGCAACUUGCGUUUCUGGAUGGAGGAAUACCAAUUCGACGGUUUCCGGUUUGAUGGCGUGACCAGCAUGAUUUACACUCAUCAUGGCAUUGGAACUGGUUUCUCCGGAGGUUACCAUGAAUAUUUUGGCCCUGCAGUAGACGACGAAGGAGUCAUGUACCUAACUCUCGCCAACGAAAUGCUGCAUACUCUCUACCCCGACUGCAUUACUGUGGCCGAAGACGUCUCCGGCAUGCCUGCACUCUGCCUUCCGUACGCCACGGGAGGUGUAGGCUUCGAUUACCGUCUAGCCAUGGCCAUUCCGGACAUGUAUAUCAAAUGGCUGAAGGAAAAGCAAGAUAAUGAGUGGGACAUGGGCAGCCUUGCAUUCACUUUGACCAACCGUCGUCAUGGAGAGAAGACGAUUGCCUAUGCUGAGAGCCAUGAUCAAGCUCUGGUGGGUGACAAGACGCUCAUCUUCUGGCUGUGCGACAAGGAAAUGUACACCAACAUGUCCAUCCUCAGCCCUUUCACCCCGAUUAUCGAGCGCGGCAUGGCCUUGCACAAGAUGAUUCGACUGGUCACCCACGGACUAGGAGGCGAAGGCUACCUGAACUUCGAGGGUAACGAGUUCGGGCACCCGGAAUGGCUCGACUUCCCCCGCGAGGGCAACGACAACUCCUUCUGGUACGCGCGGCGCCAACUCAACCUGACCGAGGACCACCUACUACGAUACCGCUUCCUCAACGAGUUCGACCGUGCGAUGCAGCUCACAGAGGAAAAGUACGGCUGGCUGCACUCCCCGCAGGCGUACAUCAGCCUGAAGCACGAGGGCGACAAAGUGCUCGUCUUCGAGCGCGCAGGCCUCCUCUGGGUCUUCAAUUUCCACCCGUCCGACAGCUUCACCGACUACCGCGUCGGCGUCGACCAGCCAGGUACCUACCGCAUCGUCCUCGACACGGACGACAAGGACUUUGGCGGAUUCAGCCGCAACCUCAAAGAGACACGCUUCUUUACCACCAACGAGGCGUGGAAUAACAGAGCCAACUCCCUCCAGGUGUACAUUCCCACGAGGACAGCAUUGGUCCUCGCAUUGGAAAAUACCCUCUAA
Molecule: messenger RNA, 2079 nt
Organism: Penicilliopsis zonata CBS 506.65
Lineage: Eukaryota; Fungi; Ascomycota; Eurotiomycetes; Eurotiales; Aspergillaceae
Exons: 8
Coding region: 1-2079 (692 amino acids)
Biological process (GO): glycogen biosynthetic process
Cellular component (GO): cytoplasm
Molecular function (GO): 1,4-alpha-glucan branching enzyme activity; hydrolase activity, hydrolyzing O-glycosyl compounds; cation binding
Source: RefSeq, a predicted model, not a curated record